Messenger RNA from Siniperca chuatsi (mandarin fish), 10014 nucleotides. It is a transcript of the gene col7a1l, whose product is annotated as collagen type VII alpha 1-like. Gene Ontology annotation, molecular function: protein binding; serine-type endopeptidase inhibitor activity. Lineage: Eukaryota; Metazoa; Chordata; Actinopteri; Centrarchiformes; Sinipercidae. The transcript is spliced from 109 exons. The record is from RefSeq and is a predicted model, not a curated record. The coding region runs from base 458 to 9604 and encodes 3048 amino acids.
GCCUCACGCCCACCCCUCUUCCCAAACUUUUCUGUGCUUCAGUGGAGACCAGGAAAGAAAUACUAUCAUCCAUCCCCUUACAUACAUUCAAACACACCUACCUCCUCUUUCACUCAGAUACAGACACACAGAUACACACAUUGAUUCUCAUGUGCCAUUCAUCCGAUUAUCUCUGAUAACACCCUCUGAAGGAAUGCAAUAUCAAUUCCAGACUUUUUUUUCCUGACUUGGAUGAAAGUAUUUUCUUGCAUUUGCAUUUUAGGGGAUAUUUUUCCCCUGUCGACCAUCAAGGGGUCACCUGGAUUUGGAAGAUAAUGAUGAUUCACUUGUCUGCAGUGAUAAGAGGAAAAAAGAGUUGGAAUUGAUGAUUGUGGAGUGGAAUUUAGGAAGGUGAUUUGUGAAGAGAAGAACUGGGAGGAGGAGCAGGUGAUUUAAGGAGGAAGAGGAGAGGAAGAGUAUGGGCGGGUCCUCUAUGUGGAUCUUUCUACUGUCCCUUUCUUUCUCCCAUCAAAGCAUCACAGCACAAGCUGAAGCAUGCAGGACGGUGGUGCAGGCAGACAUAGUGUUUCUGGUGGAUGAGUCAUGGAGUGUGGGUCAGACCAGCUUCUCCAGUGUCAAAGACUUCAUCUCAGCCAUCAUCUCUUCCUUCCAGGACAGUGUGGUGGGAAGUGAGGGGGUUCGCUUUGGAGUCACUGUCUUUGGGGAUGUCCCGAGGAUGCGGAUUGCUUUGACAGACUACAGCUCACUGGAGGAGGUGCUCAGAGCCAUCAGAGAACUACCCUAUCAGGGUGGAUCCAGGAGGAUUGGUGAUGCCCUCCAGUUUCUGGUUGACCCUGUGUUCAGCACUGUCAUCAGUCGAGACCAUGCCCCAAAGAUUGCUGUAAUGAUCACAAAUGGACGUUCAGACGACCAGGUCGAUGCCGCAGCCAGAGCAGUAGCUGACAAUGGGAUUUCUCUCUUUGCAGUAGGUGUUAGGGGAGCUGAUGAGUCAGAGCUGAGGAGGAUUGUGUCAGAGCCACUUGAGGAGCACCUAUUGCUAGGCACUGACUACUCUCUCCUUGAAACCAUCCUUCCCAAACUGUCCCGCAGAGUGUGUUUUACGGCAUCUGAACCACCACGUCCUGUGAAAACUUCCCAGCCUGUUCAAGAGCCUGUGGUGGGUCCCAGAGACCUGCAGGUUAGUGAAUUGGCCCACAGUUCCCUCAGACUGACAUGGAGCCAGGCAACAAGUGAUGUCACAGGAUAUCGUCUCCUGGUUACCCCUCUCAGCUCCAAGGGACACCUCCUCCCCCUACAGCAGAAACAGAUUGAUCUGAAGGCGGAUGUGAGCACAGCAAUAGUGACAGAGCUGAGUCCUAAAACAGACUAUUCCCUCACUCUCUAUGCAAUCUACCCCAGCCUCAUAGGAGACUCUGCAACAAUCAAUGUCCAGACAACCCCUUUGCCUCAGGUGUCAAACUUCCGUGUUAUUGAGGAGGGUCUGUUCUCUCUGCGCCUGGGCUGGACGCCUCCUCUAGGGAAGCUCAAUGGAUUCAAGAUCUUCAUCCCAAGAUCCAACCGACCAGGAUUUAUUUACGAGCAUCUGCUUCCUGGAGACACCUCUUCUCAUGUGAUUGACAGCCUGGAGGAGGAUAAGAAGUACAUUAUCAGUAUUUAUGCUGUUUACCCCCAGGGACCAAGUGAACCGGUUUCAAUAGUGGGCAAGACAUUAAAGCUGGUCCAAGUUAAGCAGUUCCAAGUCCAAAACGCCACCACAGACACUGUCCAGGCGAGGUGGGCGUCAGUUAAGGGUGCCACAGGAUACCGUCUGACAUGGGCAUCCCCAGAUGGCCACAUAGAGAACAUAAACCUUGGGGACACCUUCAACUUCUACAUGAUCCAGGGCCUCCACCCAGGCUCUGAGUACACCAUCACCAUCAACCCCAUCUUUGGAGACACUGAGGGGCCUGUCACCACCACCAAAAUCAAGACAUUGGAAAGCAGUGCAGUACAAACUUUGAAGGUGUCUGCCGUGAGCACCAGUGCUGCUGUCGUUUCGUGGAACAGUGUCCCAGGAGCCACAGGAUACAGACUGGCCUGGGGACCCACCCCAGAGUUUGUUGGUCGGGACCGUCCCAGGCAGUUGGCUCUGAAUGGAAGCACCACAGAGUACCAGCUGAAAAAUGUAGCCCAUGAUACAGAGUACGUCCUGACUCUCUAUGUGCUGUUUGGAUCUGUGGUGGGGCCUGGUAUCUCUGCUACCUUCAAAACUUCUCCGUUGGGCUAUGUGUCCAACUUCAAAGUGACAUCCUACACCAGUACCUCCAUAGAUGUAGAGUGGAGUCCCAUUGUUGGAGCUACUGAAUACAAAAUCUCUUGGAACACAGAUGAUAGCAGCCUUCAGUCCCGUUACCUGGACCGCAGUGUUCUCUUCCAUCGUAUAGAAAACCUGAACCCACAGUCCACCUACACAAUCACCAUCUGUGCAGUGUACGGCAACUCAGAUGGACCAGAAAUCUCCUUAUCUCAGCCCACAGGUGCUGUCUCAGACUCAGGGCCUAUCCAGGCAGUGAGGGAGGUGAAGGUUGUGGACAUUGGAGUGAACUCCUUCACCCUGUCCUGGAGGAAAACACAAGGGGCAUCUGGAUACAAAAUCACCUGGAUCCCCUUUCUGGGGGGUGAUGAGAAGUCCCACGUGGUAUCUGCUGCUUCCACCACCUUCACCAUCCACAACCUGCGGGAGAGCUCAGCUUAUAAGAUCCAGGUGUCCUCUGUGGUGGGCAAUAGGGAGGGAAGCCCAGUCCUGGUCACUGCACGCACCUUGGAUCUUCCUAAAGUGAAUGGCUUUGCAGCUCUGAACACUACAGACAGCAGCACUAUUCUGAACUGGACACGUGUGGCUGGUGUCUCUGGAUACCUUCUUUCCUGGAGGCACAUCUCAGUGUUGGAGAUUAAAACAGAGACCCUGGGCCCUGGUUUCACCUCUUAUAAGAUCAAUGAUUUGCUGUAUGGAAGAACCUAUAUUUUUACCAUCAGACCUUUGUAUGGAGAAGUGGAGGGCCCUAUAAGCACGAUAUAUCAGAGAAUAUUGGGACAGGAUCCUCCGGUGGUAACAGUCCGGUCUGUGCCAGCCACAGUCACCCCCCAUUCUCUUCAUAUCACGACUGCCACCAUCAACAACACUACCAUCACUUACGCAGCCACCAGGACCACCCGGCACCCCAUUGCUGUUCCACCAACUAAAUCCAUAACCACCAAGAAGCCUCCAGGUCAGCCAAGUGUCACUGAAGCCAAAGAGACAGGAGUCACCUCCCUUCGAUUAACCAUAUUCAGUGCAGAGACAACAACGCCACCAAGACCAGUGUGUGGUAAGGCCAAAGCAGACAUAGUAUUCUUAGUGGAUGAGUCCUCCAGCAUCGGCGCUAACAACUUUAUCAAGAUAAAGGACUUCAUAUUCCGGGUGGCCACUUACUUCCCUGUCAUUGGUUCUCAGGCCACACAGAUAGCCGUGGUUCAUUACAGUGAUGAGCCUCGAAUUGAAUUCCGUCUAAAUGACUUCAAAGACAGAAGCUCUGUGCUCAGGGCACUCAGAGCACUACGUUAUGGAGGGGGCAACACCAGAACAGGAAAAGGCAUCAGCUACGUUCUGCAGGAACUGUUCAAGGAGUCUCUGGGGAUGAGGCAGGAUGUGGCCCAUGUUCUGGUUCUGAUUACAGAUGGCAGGGCCCAGGAUAAUGUGGUGCCACCAUCCAGAAUUGCACGUGCUCUGGGUGUCAGUGUCCUGGCAGUUGGAGUUUCUAAUGCAGACAUUGAGGAGCUGAAUAAAAUAGCAGCACCCACCAGCUACAAAAAUAUCUUCUACUCACCAACCUUUGAUGACUUCCCUUCCAUUGAGAGAGAAUUUAUCAAUAGCAUCUGUAGUGAGGAACUCCUCUCUGAGUUCAAACUACAUGAUGAGAGUGCUCAGUUGGACACCCCGACUGAAGACCCGAAGGGGCUGCUAAAGCCUCAGGGUCCCUGCCCCUCCGAGUGUGUGAAGGGCCAGAAAGGGGAAAAGGGCGAUGGUUUGGGUCUUGGAGGUCUGAGAUUUAGGCAAAGCCCUGGAGAGUAUGAUCCUUUCACGUCUUCCAAAGGAGAGAAGGGAGAAAGGGGACCCCCCGGAACAGAUGGUGUGCCUGGGUUGCCAGGACGACCAGGGAGAACUGGACCCCCAGGUUCUGCCGGCCAACGGGGCCCUACAGGUAUUCCAGGUGAUAUGGGUCUGCCUGGACUCACUGGUCCAAAGGGACAGAGGGGAGAGAGAGGAGAGCCUGGAUAUGUCAUAGCUGGCACGGAUGCAAAUUUCGUUCCUGGACGAAAAGGAGAGCCAGGAUCUUCAGGUCCCCAGGGACCUUCUGGUGUACCAGGGGUCAAUGGAGCUCCGGGCCUACCUGGCCAGUCAGGACCACCAGGGUCACCAGGGAUAUCUGUCAAGGGAGAUCGUGGGGAGCCGGGAGUAAAGGGUUUACGUGGGAAGCAGGGUGUGAAAGGAGACAAAGGAGAGUCGGGAAAAGAUGGUACUGCAGGGUUGCCUGGUCCCAUUGGCAUUGAUGGGGUGCCAGGUUUACCGGGUCAGAAAGGAGAGAAGGGUGAAGAAGGAAUUGGCAUACAAGGUAUUCAAGGUCCUCGUGGAGAUCCGGGAGAGAAGGGAAAUAUUGGCUUAACGGGACCAGUUGGCCCAAAGGGUGAUCUUGGAGAGCAGGGCAUCCAAGGAACCAUCGGACCUCGGGGAAAGAAGGGAUUCAAAGGGGAGCAAGGGGACAAGGGAGAGCGAGGAGAGAUGGGACCAAUAGGACCACAAGGACCCUCAGGCCUGACGGGGCCAUUGGGGUUAAAAGGAGAGGAGGGUCCAAGAGGAGCCCCAGGAGAUCCUGCCAAGGGUAUAAUUGGCCCAACUGGAAAAAAGGGUGCCAGGGGAGACACUGGUCCAGUUGGCCUCACAGGUCCCCAGGGAAUAAAGGGUGAACGAGGAGACAAAGGAGAGAAGGGUAGUCCUGGUUUUGGGAUUCCAGGACAGCAAGGACCAAAGGGAGAAAAUGGCGAGAGGGGAAAUGUUGGUUUGUCUGGAAAACCAGGACCAAAAGGGCAUGAUGGCUCUAAAGGUGACAAAGGGAGUAUUGGGUUACCUGGCAAUCCUGGAGAACCAGGAUUAAGAGGUAAAGAUGGGGCACCUGGAACUAAAGGAGACCUAGGAAUUAAGGGUGAACAAGGACCACCUGGAGAGCCUGGUGACAGAGGAAUUAGAGGUCCACUGGGGUUACCAGGGCGACCAGGGGACCCAGGAGACAAAGGAGAUACUGGGAAGCCUGGCCUGCUUGGUACUGAUGGAAAGAAGGGCGACAAAGGGGAGCCGGGAAAACCUGGACCUCCGGGAGCGCAAAUUGUUGCAGACAACAACGUACUGACCAGAGUGAUUAAGGGUGAACCAGGAGAGCCUGGUCAGCCUGGUUUGAGAGGAGAAACGGGUCUGCCUGGACCAAGAGGUCCAGAUGGGAAACCUGGAUUACCAGGACCAUCUCUGGGUGGUUCUGGAAGAGAUGGACUUGAUGGUUUACCAGGGAAACCAGGAAUGAAGGGUGACCAGGGACAAAAAGGAGAGCCCGGUCCGAGGGGAGAUAAAGGAGACCAAGGCCGGGUUGGGAUUGCUGGAAUGCCUGGUUUACCGGGAACUCCAGGGAGACCUGGCAUUGAUGGGAAGAGGGGCCUGCCAGCAAAAGAUGGAGCAAGUGGACCAAAAGGAGAUGACGGCAAAAAGGGGGACAAGGGAGAUGCGGGUGCAAAUGGUAAAGAUGGUAGUAAGGGGGAACCAGGACCUCCAGGUUUGCCUGGUAGGCAGGUGCUUGUCACUCCAGAGGGCGCCACCAUUGACGAAAUCCGACAAGCAUUUCCAAUCCCAAUGGGUCCUCCAGGAGCUACUGGUUCACCAGGAAUAAAGGGUGAUAAAGGAGAAUAUGGCCUGAAAGGAAACAAGGGUGAUGCUGGAGCUCCUGGGAAAUCUGUUGAGAUGAAGGACAUUGAAGUGAUGUUUGAAGCCUACGGUAUACGGCUGCCUUUGCUGAAGGCUUUGAUUGACAGGCUGCUGCAGGACGGAAUAGAGGAGCUGCUUCAUGUGCUCGGCACCUCCAAGAAAACAAAAGAAAACACACAAACUCACACCUCCAACGUCAUCACUGAGUACACAAGUUCAGUGAAGUUUGACCUCACUGACCAGUCGCUGUCAGAGUUGGACACCAUUGAGGACCCUGAUUUAGAUGGACAGCUUCCAGAGUCUUUGUCAGCUGACCCUUUAAAUGAAACCGGAGAGGGUCCUACUUUAUGGACUGUCACCACACUGAACGGAGAGCAGGAGCUCGACAGGAUUGAGACCAAGUUAAAGGGAUCCAGAGGGAAGGAGGUAGUAGAUGGGGACAGUGACGGAGCAUCUUCACUCAAAAUUAAUCUGACUGUAGUCAAUUCUACUUUCAAUUCUACUACGUCCCAGGAGACGGUUUCAGGGUUACCAGAAACUGUGGUGGAGACUGUUCUCCUCACUCAGGAAGACUCUCUGAAGAAGAACUUAGGACAAAAGAAGAAGAACAGGGAACGUGGGAAGGGCAAAGGAAAUAAAGGACGACAUAAGAGGCAGAGACAACGCCUGACAAGUGAGGAGGACAAGCAAGACGAAGAGGAGGAGUUUUAUAACACUGAAGAAUACAGCUAUGAAUACGAGGAAGAAGUUUCCACAGAUGACCCCUCUGUCUCUCAGGAGAGGAGAGACAACAGACAUCUUGAAGUCCAAACCGAUGAAUUCCCUCAUGCAGUGGAUAAAAAGGAGGAACAAUUACCCAAACACAGACCUGCCCAGUUAGAAACAUUGGCGGAAACCUCCAGUCAUCCUCUGACAUCCUCCUCAGCCAGAGAAACAGACACUACACUUAAUGUUGCCUUGACAAACACAGGGCCACUAUCUCAACCCAUGGGGGAUAUAAAAAAGGACCAGGAUGAAGUGUCACUGCCUACACCUCCCAUCACAACAGAAGAACCAGACAAGGUGCCUCGAUCCCACAUCAGGGUGAAGAAAAGCGCCCCCUGGCCGGUUUCUAUGGUGUUCAUGCCUGGUGCCCCAGGUGGAAGAAAUCGUUUCAAGGAGGCACAAAAACCUCUGUCCUCUGGAGCACAAGGUUACAACAGCUGGAAUAGGAAGAAGCAAGAAAACCCUGACCUUCAAACACAUACCAGGAGGCAGAGGCAAAAUAGGAAGGAGAGACAGCGAUACAGUGAUACAGAAAGAGAUAUUUAUACAGAAACACAAGAGAAAGGAGUAGAGACAGAUGGAUAUACACAAACAGGCCCUGAUCCAGUCUAUGGGGAGGAGGAGAGGAGUGGAGACAACGAGUGGGAGACAGAGGAGGAUGUCGAUCGAGAGAGGGAAGGAGAGGAGGAGCACCUGGAGAGGGAGAGAGAGAGGGAAAGAUUGGAGAUGGAGAGAGAGAGAGAGGAGCUGGAGAGAGAGAGGGAGGCUGAGCUGGAGCUGGAGAGAGAAAAAAUGGAGAGGGAGAGGACAGAGCAGGAGGAGAGAGACUUGGGGAGGGAGAGGGAGGAGUGGGAGAGGAGGAGGGCGGAGCUGGAGAGGCAGAGAGGGGGGGGUUAUGAUGAGGAAACUGGACAGCCAUACCCAUACCCUCCAGUGUAUUUUUACCUGAAGGGACAACAAGGUGAGAAUGGAAAACCAGGACAGAAGGGUGAAAUUGGUGAAAAGGGACAGAAGGGAGAGCCAGGCAUCGGCCACAGAGGUCCAGAAGGCCAGGCUGGUCCUCCAGGACAGAAGGGUGAACCAGGUGAGUCUGGCCCUCCAGGUGGUCAGGGCAUCCAGGGUAUCCGUGGUAAUGCAGGCAUCCAGGGCUCCCCAGGCCCGAGGGGUCCCCCAGGGGACCCAGGAGAGCCGGGCAGAGAGGGUGACCGGGGAAAAAGGGGGAAGAAUGGAUCACCUGGAGCUCCUGGACCUCGAGGAGCAGCAGGACCUCACGGUCCUCCUGGUGUACCUGGAGUAAAAGGAGAAAAGGGUGACAGUAUUCCUGGAGAGCCUGGCAGCAGGGGGUUGGUUGGCUUCACAGGCAGAAGGGGUGAAAAGGGCACUCCGGGUGUUAAAGGGGCCCCUGGGCAUAUAGGUCCAAAAGGCUUGCAAGGCAGCAGAGGUGAAAAGGGGGACCGUGGGUUACCUGGAGUCAGAGGAGAAAGGGGGAGUGUGCUUCAAAUCCAAGGACCCCGUGGAUUUAAGGGUUCCAAAGGAGACGCGGGUGAGCGCGGUCCACCGGGUUUUGAUGGCGACAAAGGAGAAAAGGGUGAGGACGGUCCUCCUGGACUCAAGGGCUUAAAGGGUGAUGCAGGCACCAAGGGUGCAUUGGGACGGUUUGGAGCACGAGGACCAGUAGGCCAGAAGGGAGAUCCCGGAGAGCCAGGACUCAAUGGAGUGAUGGGUGUCAAUGGAGAUCAUGGAGUGGAUGGGGCCAAGGGGGACAAAGGAGAUCUAGGACUGCUGGGCCAGAAGGGCAAUCAGGGUGAUCCAGGAGAACCCGGCUUACCAGGAGACAGAGGGGAGAAGGGAGAUAAGGGUUUCAGAGGUUUACCUGGACGCAUUGGGAGUCCAGGCCUGGAUGGAGAAAAGGGAGAUAUGGGGUUCUCCGGCACCCCUGGCAUACCUGGACUGAAUGGACUCACAGGGCGCAAGGGUGAUAAGGGAGAGGGAGGCAUCAAUGGUGCUGAUGGUGAUCUAGGAGUGAAAGGAGAAAAGGGUUUAGCAGGUUUCCCAGGUUUCCCAGGGUUUAAGGGGUCAGCAGGGAUUCCAGGAAGGGAUGGAGAUGAGGGACCACCAGGACUCCCAGGACCCCGUGGGAACACAGGACUUAAGGGGGAAAGGGGCAGAAGGGGCAGAGUGAAGCCAUGUCAGAGGGGAGCGCCCGGGACUCCAGGACUAAGAGGAGAGAGUGGUACAAUGGGUAUUGAAGGAGGAAAAGGCAAGAAGGGGGAGCCUGGACUCUCAGCUGAAGAAGUGAAGGAGCUAGUGACCCAGGAAGUGGUAGAAAAGUGUGGGCUGGAAUACAAGUUCAUGGUAAAGUCUGUGGAUCCAGAUGGAACAACCUCAGUCACUGAGAAGAAAAAUGUGCCAGAUGAUGUAGUGGUGUCCCUCAACAGUGACCUUCAUGAAGAAGGGAUGCAAGAAGAAGGUGAAGAAGUGGAAGAGAAAGAAUAUGGUGACCAAGUGGGAGAAAUGACCAGUCCUGCCCCUGAGAUCCUCGCGGAAAAAUGGAUCCUACCAAACCACACUGAUUCUCUUGAGGGAGGGACUGCAGAGUGGGGACAGAGGAAGAAAAGAAGGGUAUUUGGAACAAACACUGCUGCAACAGACCACUGCCUGGAGCCGAUGUCAGAGGGGGCCUGUUCAGAAUAUGUUCUGCUCUGGUACUUCCACCCUCGCUCAGGGGAAUGCAGGCCAUUUGUGUAUGGGGGCUGUGGUGGCAACAGAAACCGAUUCUCCUCAAGACAAGAGUGCCAGAGUUGGUGUGGGAUGGAAAGAAGUGGUAGGAGGUACCAACCAGAUCACAGAUGAAAUACACAUUGUAACAGCUAAUCAGAUAAGUAAGAAAUUCUUCUUUAAAAGGGUUUUGGUUGUACAGUAUGAAUGGGAGGAUACUAGGGGCAGUUAAAUAUUCUGUUCACCUUUAUCAUAGUGAUAAAAAACGGAUUUACACUUCCACAGGUACUGAACCCUGGAGAUCAAACUAGCAACCCCAAACAAGAAAGAUCAGUUUUGUACAUAACUGUUUAAAAUGUUUUAUAUUGUAUUUAUUUAUAUAGUUUAACAGCUGUUUCUUGAUUUGUUUUAUGGACAGUGUCAAAUCAAAAUUAAUUAUUAAAAAUGUGUUAAUUUUGUCAUUUUUGAUAUAUAUUUCUGAAAUAGACUGUGAUUAGACUUGAGUUUACUACUGAAAAAUUAAAUCCGUCUUUUCUUUUGUGAUA